Messenger RNA from Schistocerca piceifrons (Central American locust), 3065 nucleotides. RefSeq names its product homeobox protein aristaless-like. NCBI's taxonomy places the organism in Eukaryota, Metazoa, Arthropoda, Insecta, Orthoptera, Acrididae. The coding region runs from base 1045 to 1788 and encodes 247 amino acids. The transcript has 7 exons. The record is from RefSeq and is a predicted model, not a curated record. Gene Ontology annotation, molecular function: RNA polymerase II transcription regulatory region sequence-specific DNA binding; DNA-binding transcription factor activity, RNA polymerase II-specific. Gene Ontology annotation, biological process: regulation of transcription by RNA polymerase II.
UUGUGAUUAAAAUUUAGGCAUCAUACUAACAAAGUCGUGAGUUAAGAUAAUCAAAAGCUAUCCCAGAAUUAUCUUCCUCAUGGUGAUCUUUUGUGCAUAAGACAUUUUUAUUAUCAGAGAGAACAACACGUGUCCUAUUUAUCUCGAAUUAAUUUUUAUGAAGUCUCUCAGCUUCAUUGACUGUUUUAAUGUGAGGUGGGAAUAUUUUAUCAGGUAGCUGUGUGCUUCUAAUUGUGGGAAAAUAUGAAAGAAAAGGUCAGGCUUACAAAUGUGAAAUGGAGGAAGACAUUCAUAUGGCUUCAAAUCCAUUCUGUUUGACAAGCAACACGUCUGCGCAGUGUAGUCAAUAAUAUUAACUUCCCUUCCCACCUUGCAAACUCUCCUUCUUACCCCUACCUUUUAACUCCCUCACUCUCUUUUCUUUCUUUCUGUCCGUCCCUACCCUCUCUUUCUUAUUUUCUCACUCCAACAAAAACACACAGUUGGAAACAUGAGAAAAGGCUGAGGGCUGUAACAUCAGUUAACUUCAAGUAAGAAAUAACAGCAGCUGUACUAUGUGACAUUACUCGAUCUGUGGUGGCAGUGAACUUAAAGCAGACAUAGUAAAGUUUAAUAUAUUGAACAUGAUUAUUUAUUCAUAAACAAGAAUGAUUUUCUAUUUAAGAAAUAACAACAUCUGUACAUAUUUUGUGAUGCAUAUAAUGGUGUACAAAUACAUAGAAUAGCAAGUGAUGUCACAAGACGAUAUGGAAUUAAAACCAUUAGUAGAUAUGACUGAACUUCAGACGUUACGAACAUCAAGCAGCAACUGUGGAUAUUCUAUAAGUGGUCUCCUCAAUUCUCUGUCUGGUGUAACUGGGGAUCCACUUGUUUCAACUACUGUGGGUUUAUUGUCAACAGGACCAAUAGCAGCAUCUUCAGCUUUAAUGGCACCAUUUGGAUCAACCCCUAAACUCAAGGCUUCUGUGACACACUGAUGAUGAAGAUUUUCUGCAUCUGCAUGGUUUGCUACAUAGAGCACCAAUUGUUGAAGGUGCCCCAGAGAUGGUAACCCAAAGGACUGAAUUUGAGGCUUACACAGAUUCUCUCUUGGGAUCAUCAUCAAGCUCAUUAGGGGCUCCCAGUGCAAGUGGUUCAUCUGCUGGUCUCUCAUCAGUUCCCACAGAAACUACAGGACCAAUUAGGCCUGUAAAACGGAAGCAGCGUCGGUACAGGACUACAUUUAGCAAUUUUCAGCUUGAAGAACUAGAACGAGCAUUUCACAAAACCCACUAUCCUGAUGUCUUCUUCCGUGAAGAACUGGCCAUGCGGAUUGACUUGACAGAAGCUAGAGUUCAGGUAUGGUUUCAAAAUCGCCGUGCCAAAUGGAGGAAACAGGAAAAGUUAGCAGCAAAGCAGCAUCAGCAACUAAAUCAGUCACAGCUUGUCCAUGGUUCAUCUCUUGUUCAAGGAAUUAUUUCCAUUCCAGUUACAUCAAGCCCCAGCCUCAGUGUUGAAUCUCCUCUGCUUUCUCCUUCUCAGUCUCUUUCAGGAAUGUCAAGCAAUAAUGUUCCAUUUUCAAUUGGUGGUAGCCCACUUGGCCCAUUCAGCCCUGGAGUUGGACCCAGUCUGCCAACUUCUUCUCCAAGUGCAGGUGGCAUCUUCUUUGGUGUGGAGUGGGGAGGCUUUUCCCCAUACCACCUAUCACAACACAAGUCUACAGAGUCCACUGAACCUGAUGCUGACUUACUGCGGCUUAAACCCUCAAAUAAAGAACAGUCACCUUCAACAUUAUUAACACCUGAAUAAAAAGAUUUGUGUGUUAUGCACUUACUGAAAGAGUAUACCGCAUAGAUGAAUUUGUGAUGACUGAGAUUUAAUGCAUUCACAGCCACAGUAAAAAAGUAUGGUGCCUAUGUUAAACUGCGUUCCUACAAGAAAUAAACAGAUGUUGUGAAAGUAUUUCUUAAGCUGAAAAGAACUCCUUCACACAUGUUCAGCAAAGAAAUUAGUAAAUAUUACCAGUAGCACUUUCAAAAAUGGGAAAAGUUAGUUUAAUCAAAUAUAAUACAUACAUGGAAUCUAGGCAUACUCUCCUUGUGAUUUAUAGCAAAACAUGUUAUUACUGAAAAACUUUCAUCAUACAACACAGUAAAAGAAUGGGUUCACUACAUAUAUGGUCUACUGUGUACAAAUUAUUCAGAGAUGCCUGAGAAGUCAGCAUGGUUUGUGGACAAGACCCAAUAUCAUGUCAUGUGUGUCUAAAAUGUGUCAGUACUCUUAGCCAAAAUUUUCAUAUGAGGCAAUAACUAGAUAACACAUGUGAGUUCUAUGUUGAACAUAAUAAGAUAAUGGUUUCUUUAAAGAUUGUGUUCAUUUCACUUCACUGUGGGAUAUUUGCACAUCAUGAUACUGAUUUCCUUUUUGUAUUAUGCCCCAUUAAUAAUAAACUUGUGUUAACUCCCAGAACAUUAUGUAACUUAGUCACUAAAAUGUUUGCACUACUAUAAAAAUGAAAAUAUGCAGUAAAACAUUUAUAAAGCAAUCCAUGUUUUUAAAUUUCAGCAAGCAAAACUGCAGUGAUGAUGACAAUUUCUUAUGGUUAUAAUUUAGAUAUUAUUUGGGGUUUUCUGAUCUGUCUACCACAAACUUACAGAAAGCCAAUAAAACCAGAGUUGAUGCAUGCCAUUAUGAAAAAAACUGUUAAACAGCCAUUCAGUACUUGUAUUACAAGUAAAAAUAUGUGAUGCAUGGUAAUAUACUUUGUAUGAGGAGAUUUUUAUACAGCAGUGGGAACAUAAACAGAAAUACAACACAAUUUUCCAAAAUUUGUUAUAGGAACCUAUGUAUUCAUAAUGUAGAUAUUGUAUAACUUGAAGUGUUCUCCAGUGUUGUCUAAGUAUUUGCUAAUUCUUCUAGAGAUGUUAUAUUUUUUUCUUUCAUUCAUUGCCCUUUGUACAGGUUCAUUGAUUAUCUUGUGCACCAUUGAAAAAUAGUAGUUCUUAUAAACAGAUAUUCCUUGUGUAUUUCUGGCAGUGAGAUACAGCUGUAAGUGAAAGAAUAAUAAAACGGCAAAGUAAAGAAAA